Molecule: messenger RNA, 1503 nt
Organism: Fusarium pseudograminearum CS3096
Lineage: Eukaryota; Fungi; Ascomycota; Sordariomycetes; Hypocreales; Nectriaceae
Exons: 3
Coding region: 1-1503 (500 amino acids)
Biological process (GO): transmembrane transport
Cellular component (GO): membrane
Molecular function (GO): transmembrane transporter activity
Source: RefSeq, a predicted model, not a curated record
AUGUCAGACCCCAAACCGCAAGCCCACGAGGGCGAGGAUACCAAGGACAUUGGGGGUCCUCUGGAAAACACACCUUCUUACGGUCAGGAAAAGCCAGAGAUAACCCCCAACCUGUCCAAUGUUGCAGCUCUCGGCCUUCCAAACGCCGCCGAGCUCGAGAAGAAGAUUGUUCGCAAGCUCGACAUGUUCAUGCUUCCCCAGCUUUGGAUUCUCUACAUGUUCAACUACCUCAACCGCACAAACAUCGCUCAGGCCAGACUCAACACCUUCAAUCAGGAUCUCAACCUCAAGGAUGGUGAUUACCAGACUGCUGUUGCGAUUCUCACUGUCGGAUACAUGCUUGCCCAGCUGCCUUCCAACAUGUUGAUCACCCGUGUUCGACCCUCCAUCUACCUCCCUGUCGCUGCCUUCAUCUGGUCUGCCAUUUCUGCCAUGACAGUGCUCUGCACGAGUGCUGGUGGACUUUGGGCCGUGCAGUUUGUUCUCGGUAUCGUCGAGGCACCUUUGUUCCCUGGUGCCGUCUUCCUCAUGUCCUGCUGGUACACCCGUCGCGAGUUCGCCCUCCGUGUCGCUCUUCUAUACUCUGGUCUCGUCCUCGCCCAGGCCUUUUCUGGUCUCAUUGCAGCUGGUGUUUUCAGCGGUCUUGAUGGCCCCAUGGGUCUGGCUGGUUGGAAGUGGCUUUUCAUCCUCGAAGGUGCCAUGAGUGGAUUCUUCGCCAUUACCGCUUACUUUGUUCUACCCAACUACCCCGAAUCUCCCACCGGUGGCGCUAUGCGGUACAUGACUGAGGACAUGCGCAAGGUUGCUGCUGCCCGUAUCCUCGAUGACCGAGUUGAGAUUCACGAGAAGUCAACUGUCUGGGUUGGACUGAAGCUUGCUGUCAUCGAUAUCAAGCUUUACAUGUUCCUCUUUAUGAACAUCUUCAUCACCUCUUCCUACGGAUUCAACAACUUCUUCCCCACUAUUGUUCGAGGACUUGGCUUCGGUAACAGUGUUACAUCUCUCCUCAUGACUGCUCCCCCCUACAUUUUCGGUACCCUGUGCACCUUUUACGUAUCAUGGGACUCGGAUCGUCGCCAGGAACGAGGACUUCACAUUGUGAUUCCCCUCUCGUGCUCCGUCGCCGGUUUCAUCGUGACCGUUGCGACCGGAAACGCAGCCGUCCGCUAUGCCAUGACAUUCCUCUACGCGGCUGGUUGCUUCUCUGCCAACACUCUGCAGUACACCUGGGCUGUCUCUACCAUGAGUCAGACACCCGAGAAGCGAGCUGCCGCUGGUGCCAUUGUCAACAUCUUUGGACACUUGGGCAAUGUUAUCUCGCCUUACUUCUUUCCCGACAAGGAUCAGCCUCGCUACACUAUGGCCAUGAUUCUUCAGAUUGUGUUUGCCAGUCUCGGUAUCACGCUUGCUACUCUCAUCAAGUGGUUCCUUACCAAGAAGAACAAGAAGAUUAGGUCUGAGGCUGACCGUCUGGGCGUUGACUUCAACCCCUUCACUACUUAA